UAUAGAUAUAAAGCAAUAUGUCUGGACCUGGGAAUCAGGCACUCAAUGUCAAUAGUGUUGUUGGACAACAUGGCAAUUUAGAAAUUACCAGCCGCGGCUCAGAUUGGUAUUAUACCGUCUGCUCCUUGAUGGGCCUAGCGACCCUCGUCUUCAUGGGAUUGUCCUUUCGAAGACCCCAAGGCGAUCGCGUAUUCCACUAUAUCACCGCGGGUAUAACGGCCGUGGCGUGUAUUGCGUAUUUCGCAAUGGGUUCAAAUCUUGGGCAGGUUCCUAUCCUAGCCGAAUUCAUCCGGCCGGGCAGCCGUUUGGUCAGACCAGCUGGAAGUCGAGAAAUCUUUUACGCUCGGUAUAUCGACUGGGUGAUCACUACCCCUUUACUCCUUCUCGACCUUCUCCUUACCGCCGGAGUUCCCACGCCAACAAUUCUGGCUACGCUCCUCGCCGACGAAGUCAUGAUUGUCACUGGCCUCAUCGGCGCCCUGACACGGACCACUUAUAAAUGGGGGUUUUGGACCUUUGGCAUGAUGGCGCUUUUCUUCAUUGCUUAUGAGUUGUUGUUCGACGCACGACGCCAUGCCCAACGACUCGGUGGAGACGCGAACAAGACAUUUAUGAUAUGCGGUAUCUUUCUCCUCUUCAUUUGGUUCUUAUACCCCAUCGCCUGGGGUCUCUCCGAAGGUGGCAACGUCAUCCACCCCGACGGCGAGGCCGUGUUCUAUGGCAUCCUUGACAUCUUGGCCAAGCCGAUAUUUGGCGUUCUCCUCAUCUGGGGCCAUCGCAGAACAACCUCGUUGCAGUUGGGACUUCGCAUCCGGGAUCGAAGCCAACUAGCCAACGAGAAAUACGACCCCGAAAAAACUCAUCGCGACGGCGUACACCCCGAGGGUCCCGGAGCGAACGUGGGUGGAUCUACAGCCGGGCCUCCCACCAUCACGACUACUGCUGCUCCUGGAGUCGCUGCUCCUGGAGUCGCUGCUCCCGGAGCCCACCCCGCCACUACGCAGGCGAGCGUAUGAGCCACCGCUGCUAUGCCUAUAUUACUAGGUUAGGUAAUUGGACCCCUAGAUAUAACCUAGGCGUUGAAUAUCUGACUCCGAGUCAUCGGUUAUCACCGUAAAUGAAUUUAAAGGCCGAGAAAUGUAUAGAUUAAAUUUGACAAUAAUCGUUCAGACAACCAUAAGAACACACUAUCCUUAA
This is a messenger RNA of Annulohypoxylon maeteangense, 1197 nucleotides long. Its product is annotated as FDD123 protein. Gene Ontology annotation, cellular component: plasma membrane; endoplasmic reticulum. Bases 18 to 1016 code for a protein of 332 amino acids. Gene Ontology annotation, molecular function: monoatomic ion channel activity. Gene Ontology annotation, biological process: monoatomic ion transport. The transcript has a single exon. The record is from RefSeq and is a predicted model, not a curated record. Lineage: Eukaryota; Fungi; Ascomycota; Sordariomycetes; Xylariales; Hypoxylaceae.